Molecule: messenger RNA, 741 nt
Organism: Medioppia subpectinata
Lineage: Eukaryota; Metazoa; Arthropoda; Arachnida; Sarcoptiformes; Oppiidae
Source: the annotation of a GenBank genome assembly
AUGUUGGCCAAUCGUGUGAUUUGUCGCCAUUUCAGCGACCAAUUGAAGCCACGAAAGCCGUCCGACAAAGUGAAGCCCAUCGCAGGCCUCAAGAGUUUUGUGUCCAAUAAAUUUGUUCAAUUCAUUGAAGGCUAUGAACGCAUUCUGGAGAAGCGCUUCCCGAAGACCUUUAAGAUAUACCAAGUAUUCACAAUCGGUUCGUACGGAUCACUCGAUCGCGCCAAAGAUUUCUACAAAGAUAUCGUCCAACACUUCCAGAUAUCAAAACAACUCUUCGAUGGCAAACGUCUCAACGAAUUAAGUUAUAGCGAACUUAUGAUAUAUUUUAAGACACCGAAAGACAUGGCACGAGUGGGUCCCGUGUUGUUGGUGUCUGCGCUCCCGUUUGCCAAUUACGUGGUCUUUCCGCUGGCCUUUAUGUUCCCGAAACAGCUCUUGUCCUCACAUUUCUGGUCAUUAGAACAAAGACAACUGUUUCAGACACAGGACCACACGAAGCGGUUAUACUAUUUCCGACCCGUUUUCAGACACAUUCAAAGACGGCUCCCGUCUGUCACACACGACAACAAACUUCAGGUGAAGUGUCGUCAGGUGUUCGCACAGAUCGGGAGCGGAACUCAUCCCAGUGUUGACCGCGUAUUAGACAUUAAGCCCGCAUUCGUUAGCAAACCCUAUGGAGCGAAACACUUGAAGUCAAAGCAUUUGGUAAUAAAGCAAUUAAUGUACAAAACGAGUGAAUAA